AUGAUUGCUGGCGACGCAGAAGCAACUUCGGCACCCCCAGAGCCGGAGUGGCCAUCCGGAAUCCUUGCAUUUCACAUCCAUUCCAUCGAUGGUCUCGAGGCGCAUAGCUCUUCAAGCACGUACAGCAGCAAUUCCAAGAGGCUCCAACCAAAGACGCGCUACACUGGAAACGAAGAGGCCACUGGCAAAGCUGCACCCAAAUUCCCAAGCUCGUACGUCCAAGUGCUGAUCAACGACGAAGCAGUGUUCCGCACUCGAACCAAAGCCCUUGAUCCUCGCCCAUUUAUCAAUGCUGGGACGGAGCGCUGGAUUGCGGACUGGCGAAAAGCACGAAUCGACUUUGUCGUACGAGACCAGCGCAUGCGAGAGUCUGAUCCCAUUCUGGGAUUGGUUGGUCUUCGUGUAGCCGAUGUGCUCCAAAGCAGCAGUCGAAGCUCAGGAGCCUGGUACACGCUGACCGGCGGGCUAGGCUUCGGAAAGAUUCGCAUCACUUUGGUCUGGCGCUCCGUCGAGUUGAGCGCCCCCCGCCCCUUGGCCGGCUGGAAUGUCGGCGUUGUCGAAGUCUCUGCCGCUCGCGUGCACGGCAUCAAACGGGCAGACGUCGAAAUCGAUCGCGCUGCGCACCUGUACUUUGAGACGGUUGGGGGCACAGCCGAGACGGACGAUGUCGAGGCUCAGAGUGACAGCGACCAGCUGAGUUUCGAAUUCCCUCUCAAGAGCCCUUUGCGCAUUGCAGUGCGGCAAAGGUACCCGAGCUUCCUAUACGUCCAUCUGCGCAGCGAUUCGCGCGUGCCGGGCAGGAAGUACAAGCAUGCGUAUGCUCUCACACCGCUCAAUCGCAUCGCAGACGACACGCCCCUUGUGCAGCGCCUGCCUCUCUAUUCUGCCGCGGAAUGGCCAAAACUGGAGCAGCAUGCGCUGGGCGCGUUCUCCGCUACCGAAGUGCCUCCAGACAAGGGCAAGCUCAGACCCGUCCUCGAAGAAAUGUGCACCGCCGCGAAAGAUGGUGCAGGAGAUGAUCAUGAGCUCGUGGAAGGCUUGAAACUGGUGGGCCAUCUCGACCUCGCAUUCGUCUACCACAGCGGAAUCGCUCCAGAGCAUAAGGCGCUCACAGCCGGCGACACGGAGAUGCGUUUCGCUUUCGAGUGCUACCUCGCAUCCAGCGACGUUGGCGAGCGAGAAAAGCCCAAGUCCCUUUCUGAGCAGGUUCGGCGAACAAUGUCUGCCAAGCAAACUCAAGGUCCUUUGCCUGAGCGAAUGUCGAGCGACAGCAGUCUGGAUAAGGUCACGGGUCCACUUCGGGAUCUUUCACCAAAGGCUUCAAAGGCUGCGAGUGACGCCAACAAGAGAAUGUCCAUGCCUCCGGACUCGCUACGCGUCGACACCGCUGUCAACGGCGAGGGCAGCAAUUCUCUGCACAAGCGGUCGGUCUCGGUACCCGUUGCAGAAGGCAAAGGCAAAGGGCGCAACGAAGCAGGGGAAGAGGUCGAUGAAGAUGCUUUGUACGAGGAGGAAGCAGAGGCGGCGCAGUCUGACGAAGAGUGGGACAGGUCUAGAGACUCUGCAAUGGACUUUGACAAUGAUCCCACCAGCCCAGAGGGCAGACGGGCUAAGCAGAGGUCCCUGGCGAGGCAACACAAGGGUGCGGCUCAAGUCAAGGGCGUUCGCUCCUUGAUGUGGAUCAAACAGAAUGCGGAAGACGGCAUCGGCAGAAUCAAGGUGAGCCAGCAGGCGCGAUGCGAAUUAGGAUAGCGGAGAGCUGAUCAUUUCAGCAUUUGCGCACCAUCCACCCUCACAGCGAGUCACAGGAGAACAGCGCAAGCGCGUCCCAAAGAUGGAAAGUGAGGGUAUUUCUCACUUCUAA
Molecule: messenger RNA, 1864 nt
Organism: Ceraceosorus bombacis
Lineage: Eukaryota; Fungi; Basidiomycota; Exobasidiomycetes; Ceraceosorales; Ceraceosoraceae
Source: the annotation of a GenBank genome assembly